Gadus morhua (Atlantic cod) is the source of this 2558-nucleotide messenger RNA. It is a transcript of the gene ncdn, whose product is annotated as neurochondrin. Gene Ontology annotation, biological process: neuron projection development; regulation of neuronal synaptic plasticity. Gene Ontology annotation, cellular component: dendrite. The coding region runs from base 135 to 2543 and encodes 802 amino acids. Lineage: Eukaryota; Metazoa; Chordata; Actinopteri; Gadiformes; Gadidae. The transcript has 9 exons. The record is from RefSeq and is a predicted model, not a curated record.
GUAGGUACAUUCGGAGCGAUGUGAUUGGUUGGGCGCAGCUUUGUUUUGACAGCUCUCUUCCUGAAAAUGCUCACGUUGUUGUAGUGUGGGACUGAUGCAUCGAGGACCUCAGUAACGUUGGAUCCUACGUCAAGAUGACCCAAGUUACCGAAGUUGCUGUUCUGAGCACGGUGGAUGAACCUAACGCCCAUGAUCCUGCCCUAGCUGAGGAUGAGGAGGAUGGAGGAGAAAGAGUAGAGCCGAUCACGGAAGCAGGGGAAGGCCUGACUCCUUCCCAGAGAGAAGUGUUGGAGAGAUGUCUCCACGCUCUUACGCAUGCUAAGAACGACAGCCACACGCUGGCGGCGCUGCUCCUGAUCACGCGCAUAUGCCCCGCCAGUCAGCUCGACAAACCCACCCUGAGACGCAUCUUCGAGGCGGUUGGUCUGAACCUACCGCACCGGCUUCUCGUCACGGCGGUCCGGGGGAGCGACUCCGCCACGGCCAGCCUUCCCCCCGAGGAGCUCCUCUCCCUGGGCACGGCCCUGCUCGCCGCGCUGAGCACGGACCCCGACAUGGCCUCGCACCCCCACCUGCUGUCCACCGUCCCGCUCCUGCUGGGGCUGCUGGCAGACGGACCCUCACAGACCCAGGGGACCCCCGGGCAGAACCCCACAGCAGAACCACACUCUGGUCCUGAUGGUGGUGGCGGCGGUAGUGAUGAUGUUGGCGGCGGUGGGGAAAAUGCCCAAGAGGCCCCAGACUCCACUCCCAGACUGGACCAGGCCAUGGCUGCGGACUGCUACCAGAUCCUGGAGGCGGUCUGCUCAUUGGAGACGGGCCCCGAGCAGCUGUUGAGCCGGGGGGCUGUACCCACCCUGUGCAGAGCCAUCGAGCACAACCAGGUGUUGAGCCAGGAGAAGGGGCUUCCCCUGCUGGGCUGCCUGCUGUCCGGCCGGUCCCGGGAGAAGGCGUGGCGGAAACACCCGGAGCUGCUCCUCUCCCUGCUGGCCCGCGUCUCGGCCCACUUCCGCCAGGCCCAGGGCCAGGCCCGGCUGGACCAGUGCUCCCGGCUGAUGCAGUUCCUGCCUCCGCCAGGGGUGGCGACGGAGAGCGCGGCGCUGAAGGCGGUGGUGUCGGCGCUGUGGGAGGAGCUGAGGCCCAUGACGCAGGCCAGGCUCACGCCCGCGCAGAUCGGCCCCCUCCUGGUGCUCAGCGCCUGUCUGCUGGACCUGGGCGGCUGGGAGCCGGCGGGGCCGCCCAAGUUCUGCUGCCUUCUGGUGAACCGGGCCUGUGUGGAGGUGAGGAUGGGUCUGGAGGAGCCGCCCGGGACGGAGAUCAGCGCCGAGCUGCAGCACACGCUCACAGGCUGCUACCGCAUCAUGGAGGCCGCCAUGGAGCAGGCCUGCAGCCAGGCACUCGCCCAGAGUGAGGCCCCAGCCCAGCCUGCCAUCACUGGGAUCAGCCUGCAGCAGAGCCGGCAGGUCCUGCUGGUGCUCCAGGAGGCCUUCGCUGCUCUGAUAUACCACUUGUCACAGGUGGACCCCAGUCGCUAUGGCGACCCGUUUGUGUUCGCCACGUUCCGCUCGCUGUGCGCCUGGCUGGCCGAGGAGACGGCCUGUCUGAAGGAGGAGGUGACCGCCCUCCUGCCGUUCCUGAUUGGCUACGCCAGGGCCCAUCUGAUGGGGGAGGGCCCCGACCAGAGCCUCUCCCAUUGGAUGUCUGAGAUGUCCGUCGGUGAGGAGGGCGGGGCCUGGUCGGGCAGUCAAGCGCUGAGGUACCUCCUGCCGGCCCUGUGCCACCUCUCGGCGGAGGACGGGCCCCGGAAGGUUCUCCUCUCCCUGGAGGCCCCGGCCCUGCUGGUGGAGUUCGUGUCGCGGGGGUGGGCCCGUCUGAAGGGGAGGGCGGGGGUCGCGACCCCCCGGGACCCCGGCCUGGAGACGGCCUGCUCCGCCCUGCUCAACUUCACCGUCACGGAGCCCGACAGCGUCAGGAAUGACCCGUGCUUUAGGACCCUGGAGACUCUCCUCAGCGAAGCACUUCCUGUUCUGGUCCACAAGCCCGCCCUCCUCGUCCUCGCUGCCAACCUCUGCACUCUGGGCCUCAUGAUUGGCCGGCUAAUGCCAGCGACGUCAGGUCCGGCCGAGUCGGGCCCGCGGCGGUUCUUCUCGGCGGCGCUGCGCUUCCUCAGCGGGGCCCUGGAGGGGCCCGGCCCCCGGCCCGGCCCCGUGGCGGUGAGCUCCGCCUGGGAGGCGUGGUGGGGCGAGGCCCAGGAGCUGUGGAGGCUGGGGCUGCAGGCCCUGGGCGGCUGCGUGCGGGCCCAGCCCUGGCUCUCGGCCCUGGUGCGGGAGGAGGGCUGGCUGGCCGGCACCCUGGCCCUCCUGGAGACGGGGGCCCGGCUGCCCGACCAGCGGACCCAGGAGGCCCUGGAGGAGGCCCUGUGCGCGCUGGCCGAGGGCUGCCCCGCCUGCCGGCAGGAGAUCGGGGGCCGCAUGAGGGCGGGGCGGGCCGAGGGGGCCCUGGGGGGCAUGGGGGCCCUCAGGAAGACGGUGGGGGUCAAGUGAGACGCUGGGGGGGGG